Gryllus bimaculatus (two-spotted cricket) is the source of this 2795-nucleotide messenger RNA. The record is from the annotation of a GenBank genome assembly. NCBI's taxonomy places the organism in Eukaryota, Metazoa, Arthropoda, Insecta, Orthoptera, Gryllidae.
ACACGUAGUUUACUAGCCCUGAACCGCCAUCCCCAGAACCAAACAAACAAGCCGCCACAAUCCGCGCGGUACAGUGGGAGCAUUAUUUGCUUUAAUAGUGGUUCAUUGUAAUAGUGAUGACUGAUCUAAUGAAGCGAACAGUGUAGUGACUGCAUGCAAGAUUUAAUGAAUACAGCCUGAGUAAAUCAAGAUGUCGUAUAAGUCAAUUCCAGGUGUAAGAAUCGUACUUGAUUUGGAAUUGUUCUUUAAAGAUAAACGAAGGAAAUGUUACCAUUUCAUAGAUUUCUCCAGGAAUAAAAUAGUUCGUGACGUAUGCAAUGACAUUAAAUCAACUUUUGAUUUGAAUACAGAUAUUUUUCUGGAAAUAAAUCAGUGCUAUAUACCUAAAGAACAAGAUGUUCGGAUUUUAUACAAUGAAGAUGUGGUCAGAGUUAUCGGUCCUGAUAGAUGUGCCAUGAACGUCCAAAAUGAACAUAAUGGGCAAAGGCAUAUUUUUCGGGAUCCUGACAUUUUUACAAAAUCAUGGAAUGAUCAAAUAAAUGAAGGAAUGGAUAACCCUGCAGAAAAUGAAAGUGAUGAAAAUAUAAUUGUAUCUAAGCCAAAGAAAAGAAAAAAGUCAAGAUCUACAGAUGAAACUAAAGAGAAACAAAUAUUUAAAGAAGUCAUGAAAGAAAGUAAAAAUCUUAGGAAGAAAAGAAAAUCUGAGAAUGAAUAUAACAUUAAGUCACAUUCUGAUGUACCUAUUAAUAAGACUUCAAUUGUUGCAAAUUUUGAUACAAAUUUGCACUAUAAUAUUCCUACUGAACACAAAAUGCGCUCGCAAGAGAAUGAAACAGAACCUGAUACUUUGAAUAACAGUACAACUGUACUUACUAAUUUUACAUCCAGGGAUGCAGUUACUGAGAUAUGUGAUGAUACUGAAGAAGUGUCACUCUCUGCAUUAAAGCCUGAGAAGAAAGCAGUUGGAAAUGUGUGUAAUAGUACUGUAGAAUUACCGAGUGAACAGACUCUCAAGGUAGAUCCAGAGGGAAGUCCUUGUGUUCCAUCUGCAUCUAUUAAAACAAAUAUUCAUAAUGGUGAAAGGCAAGACCUAUUACAUAACAAUAGAGAUGCAGAAGAAAGCGAGCAUGUGGAUAAUGGUUCUUGUAAAAAGAGGAGACGUCGGAAGCGUUGUAAGCCUUCAAGAUCCGAUCGCAAUUGCUUUGAGCAACAUGUAACAGAGUUUCCUAUUUACACAAAAAGCUCUUUUAAGGCCCCAAAGCACAUAAAAUUUGAAGAUGAAGAAGAAGAAGAAGAAGAUAAAAAUUCCAAUAAUAAUACAAAACUUGAUGUUUCUGAAAAUAAUGCAUUGGACAAUUGUGUUUCAGUUCAACCCUCUGAAGAAACAGAUCUCUCGAAUACAAUUAAUAGAAGUUCUACAAAGAAUGAAUAUAACAUGAAGUCAAAUUCUGAUGUUCCAAUUAAUAAUAAUUCUAAUAAUUUUGUUAUCCAAACUAGUACCACGCCUAUGAUUUUUGAGUGUAAAAGAACAAACAGAAUAUCAAAUAAUCAGUCUGAGAGCAAAGAGACUGAAACAGAUUUUUCAAAAUAUCCUCUAUUAAAGGAUGCUCCAAGAGUAAAUGAUAUCAUUGCAUUUAGGAAGUUGAAAAUGGGCUCUGAUUACUGCCCUAGUAUAUCUCAUUACAUUAGUGCAAAAGUUUUGAAAAUGUCUGAAAAUGACAGCACAAUUAUGUUAAGAAUACUCAAUGGAUAUGACGAAUUGAAAGAACCCAAAGGUAAAUUUUCUUUAGAAGAGGAAAAUGAGGUUGAUGGUUGUGAUGGGAAAAUAGUAAAUGACAUAGAAAUGAAUCUCCCUGAAUUACUGGAUACAAGGUUAUUGUUUCCCUGAAACAUAAUUGAAUUCCUUUAAGAAUAUAACUAUAUUUCAAAUAAUGUAUUUCCUUGUAAUUCAAUGUAUUAUAAGAAUUUAUCAAGUAUAAAAAUUUGUAUUUGUUAAUAAAUCUUCUUGAAAUAAGUUUUGUUUAAUUAAUAAUUGUUAGUGUGGGCUAUAGUUGAGGAACUUUAGUUCACUGUUGUAAACAGAAAUUGAUAUUUUUUGUCUGCAGUUAUUUUUCAUGUUCUAUUGUUAUUGGCACCAGCCAUGAAAUUUUAAUCCUGUUGUUGGAAGUGACAGAAUGUGUUUUUGAAAAUGAUGAAUACUCAGAACAGUUCUGGAGUUUCUCCAUUAUCUUGACCAAAUUGUGAAACAAAAAUUGGGAAUAUAACUAUAAAUUGUUAAUUUUUGUUUUGAUGCAGAGAUACUACUCGUGCAACUUUUCUUGAACAAUGACCUUGCUUCCCCCUCUCUAGCUCUGGAGGCAAAAGCUCGCAGAAAGUACGGAUGACAACAUUCCAAAAACAUCUUCACUGGCGUGAAUAGAAACUUAUUUUCUCUUGAAGACGAGAAAUUCUGUUCAUGAUUUUCUUCAACAAAUCUAAAGAAACGACCAAAGCAUGUGAAGAUGCAUCUCAAGAGAUACAUUGCACUCCUGAGAAAAUUAGAACACUAAUUGUUGACAAAGUUGCAAAGGCAUUACUGAUUCUCCAGAGAUUGCUAUUGCUUCAUAAAAUGUAGUGGUUGAUUACGUAACUAAACCCCCACUCUAUCAGAAUUUCUUCAAUGUAUCAUUCAAGAAAAGUUGUGUGAGUAAUAUUUGAGGUGUCAUCUACAAAUGUGAUCCUAAGUUGGAUCUGCAUAGAACCCCUGAAGAAAAUACAACUAUUAUCCUUUGCUUACCAAUAAAAAUUUUGGCUUA